Hevea brasiliensis (rubber tree) is the source of this 4438-nucleotide messenger RNA. Its product is annotated as protein PHOX1. Lineage: Eukaryota; Viridiplantae; Streptophyta; Magnoliopsida; Malpighiales; Euphorbiaceae. The transcript is spliced from 2 exons. Gene Ontology annotation, molecular function: protein binding. The record is from RefSeq and is a predicted model, not a curated record. Bases 576 to 2849 code for a protein of 757 amino acids.
AUUAUAUUUAUUAAAAAAAAAGAAAAUAAUGAGAUGGGCGGAGGGAGUAACAACAAAUGAGCCAAAGCAAUAUUCAAAUUAAAGCUUAACCACUAAUAAUUUUCCUAUUAAUCAGGCUUUUAUAGUUUUUUUUUAUUUAAUCAAGAUUUAAUAAGAAAAAUAAUAAUUGAUAAAUUAUUCAAUUAAAAUAAUCCUCUCUCUUUUUCACUUAAAAAGAAAUAAUCUCUAAAAAAAAAACAAAAAGUCUGAAAUCUGCCAUCCCUUUCCCCCUUCUAUCAGGCAUUCAUGCUUUAUGUUAUUCUUUGGAAUGCCACUUUCCAGACCAAAAUGAUUAUUUUAUAAUCCUUGCUUCACCCGAUAAAAUUCGUUCCUUCUUAUACCAUUUUUUAGAUAAAAGACACAGAAAGAGAUUGGAGAUUAAACGUUAAUCUCUGUCUGCAUCACCUCUGUAAUGUUCUGGUUGUAGAGAGAGACAAUGAGGAACAAUAUUUCUUUUGUUUUUGGCAUUUGGGAUUUCGUCUGGUCUUUUGUUUUCAAUUAUUAUGGCUAUAUGAAUUUGUAAAGUUGGUUUUUUGAUGGUUAAAAUUGAGUUUUUUUUUUUUUUUUUAUUGAAGUCAAAAUCUGAGUUUGUGCUUGAAGUUUUGAUUUUUAAAGGGUUUGUUUAUUUUUCUGAUUAUCUGUGGAUCUAUCAAAUGGGAAAGCCAACUGGGAAGAAGAAGAAUCCGGCUUCACCAAGAACCGGUGACGCCAAUGGUAAGCAGAGCAAACCCACGACGGCUCGGACAUCGAAGGCCUUUGAUGAAGACACAGCAAUGUUUAUUAACAUGUCGCAAGAGCUCAAAGAAGAAGGGAAUAAGCUCUUUCAGAAGCGCGACCACGAAGGUGCCAUGUUAAAGUACGAGAAAGCUGUCAAGCUGCUUCCGAGAGACCACAUCGAUGUCGCCUAUCUUCGAAGCAACAUGGCGGCUUGCUAUAUGCAAAUGGGUCUAGGUGAGUAUCCUCGAGCUAUCAAUGAGUGUAAUUUAGCUUUGGAGGUUUUGCCCAGAUAUAGCAAAGCUUUGUUGAAAAGAGCUAGGUGUUAUGAGGCUUUGAAUAGAUUGGAUUUGGCUUUGAGGGAUGUUAAUAAUGUUUUGAGUAUGGAACCGAAUAAUUUGACGGGGUUGGAGAUAUUGGGGAGCGUUAAAAAGGCUAUGACUGAGAAGGGUAUUAAAUUUGAGGAGAAAUUAAUUGCUUUGGCUAACGUAGAGCAGAGUGGCGCUUCCCGUUUGCGUAAGGUCGUGAAGGAGAAGGUAAAAAAGAAGAAGAAGACUGACAAAGUAGUGGAGAGGAAGGCAGAGGAUGAGGAUAAGAUGGUUGUGGAAGAGAAGAAGGUGAGUGCUGUUAUCAAGGACAAAGAUGUGGUAACGAAGACUAUUGAAGAAGAGGGAGUGGUUAACAAGAAUGUUAAAGAGGAGAAAGUGAUUACCAAGACAGUGAAGUUAGUGUUUGGGGAGGAUAUCAGGUGGGCGCAAUUGCCUGUGAAUUGUAGUGUUGGACUACUGAGGGAUAUAGUCAGAGAUAGGUACCCUGGCUUGAAGGGUGUCCUUAUGAAAUAUAGGGACCCGGAAGGUGAUUUGAUUACAAUUACUACUGCAGAAGAGCUAAGGCUGGCCGAAUCGUCAAGUAAUUCUCAAGGGUCGCUUAGGUUCUAUGUUGUUGAAGUUGGUCUUGAUCAAGAACCAGCUUAUGAAGGGAUGGGAAUUGAAGAGGAGGUGCAUGAGAUUGAUAAGAAACCAAGUGAUGCUGUUGAGAAUGGGAAUGUUGGGAAAGGUGUGGAAGUUCAAAAGGGACCAAUUACCAUAGAUGAUUGGAUUGUCCAGUUUGCACGGUUGUUCAAGAACCAUGUUGGCUUUGAUUCUGAUUCAUACUUGGAUCUUCAUGAACUAGGUAUUAAAUUAUACUCAGAGGCAAUGGAGGACACUGUAACAAGUGAAGAAGCACAUGAACUUUUUGAUAUUGCUGCGGAGAAAUUCCAAGAGAUGGCAGCUUUGGCUUUGUUUAAUUGGGGAAAUGUUCAUAUGUCCAGGGCAAGGAAAAGGGUGUUCUUUUCUGAAGAUGGUUCGAGGGAAUCUAUACUUGCACAGGUUAAGAAUGCAUACGAGUGGGCAAAGAAAGAAUAUGUAAAGGCAGGAACAAGAUACCAAGAAGCUUUAAAAAUUAAACCAGAUUUCUAUGAAGGUCUUCUUGCACUUGGGCAACAGCAGUUUGAUGAAGCCAAGCUGUGUUGGUAUCAUGCUAUUGGAACCAAGCUGGAUUUAGAAAAUGGACCCUCUGAGGAGGUCCUUGACCUUUAUAACAAGGCUGAGGACAGCAUGGAGAAAGGCGUGCAGAUGUUGGAAGAGAUGGAGGAGCAGCGUCUAAAUGGGCUUUCCAAAUUUGACAAAUACAAAGCACAGAUGCAAAAAUUUGGUCUGGAUGGGCUAUUGAAAGAUGUAUCUGCUGAAGAAGCAGCAGAGCAGGCAGCAAAUAUGGGUUCACAAAUUUACCUCUUAUGGGGUACCAUGCUUUAUGAGCGUUCUGUUGUGGAAUAUAAGCUAGAGCUACCAACUUGGGAAGAAUGUUUAGAGGUUGCAGUUGAAAAGUUUGAACUUGCUGGUGCUUCUCCAACAGAUAUAGCUGUUAUGAUAAAGAACCAUUGUUCCAAUGAAACUGCUCUUGAAGGUUUGGGCUUCAAAAUUGAUGAGAUUGUACAGGCGUGGAAUGAGAUGUAUGAUGUUAAGAGGUGGGAGACUGGUAUUCCAUCUUUCAGGCUGGAGCCAUUGCUCCGUCGGCAGGUUUCAAAACUUCAUUAUACGUUGGAGACCGUUUGAUAUUUUGUCGCUGGUUGUUGAUUAUUCUUUAGGAGUAUUGGCAAGGCUUCAGUUUUCAGUGUUCAUUUUUCCAAAUGCUAUUUUGCUACCAAUUAAGAUGGGUAAGACAAUUUUGCUUGGACUUUUGAAUUUAGGAAUUCCAUUAUUACCCUAACUUCUAAUUUUUUGUACUGGAGUCAUUGAUGCAAAAAUUUAGGAAGCUUAGCCUUUAACGGGACAUGAUUUUAGUUAACAACCACUGAUUUACACAUGUGGGAAAUGGCGCUUAUAGUGUAUAUUGACUUCUAGGGGUGAAAGAUAAAAACUUGAAUCAGGGAAUAACCUAAACAACCUAACUGGCAUUAUAUUUUAACUUGUCCACCCAUUAAGUUGUUUUUCAAUUUAAUCUCUCUUUGCUAUUCUCACUUUGACAUGAAGUAUUUAAUCUUGGAUGAAGAGUUUGAUGUGAUAAUUUUUCAUUGGAUGGGUGUAAUGUUGGCUUCAAAUGUCAUUUUAACCGGAGGCAGAUGAGAAAUGAGAAUGAUUUUCGAACUUUGGGUUCAGGAUCAUUUGAUUAUGUGGCAUUGUUGUUUAAGAUGGCUUUUUAGAUUUGGAAGAGACAUGGUUUUUGGAGAAUCAUUAAGCUAAGUGGGUAUUGGAUUGUCGAAAGUGAUCAGAUAAUAUUGGUUUUAUUCUACCAUUUUCAUCCUAUUUUGAUAACUAUCCUUAUCUUUGAGGACUGAGAAUGAGGAGUGUGUUAGACAGACUUAUUUUCAAUGACUUUUGUUCUGGAGUUCUGUAAGUUCAUAUUUGAGAUUUUUGGUUGUCUUAAAAGCUAGGGGCUGAUUUUUCUUUUCUGUUGGGUGAAGGAAUUCUUCUGGGAAUUUUUUUUUACUAUUUAUGGAUCUUCCUGUUCUCACUGCUUGUGAUGUUUCCUUCAAUGAGGAUCUCAAAACACUGUUCUAAGCGUCGGCUGUUAUACUUGCAAAGCUGCAUUUAGCGUAUUUAUUAAAGAAAACUUGAUGCAUGGAAAAGUUGUUUGUGGUGGCCUACAAUUUUACUGGAAAUAUGAUCCUAGAUAGGUUUGAUUGUGAAACUCAAAAAAUAUUAAUCUAGAUAUUCUACGUUAAUGCCAUUUGGUUUCACUCUUGAUUUCUUCUGAUUGCAGGUCAAUUGUUUUUGUGAACCAUUAUACAUGCUGAGCUUCUUGUUUGCGCUGGGGGCAAAUAACAGAAGUUUGUAUAGCAUCAGUUUUGGAAUGAAACUGAGUUAGUGAUUGGAUUUUCAAGAUUUAUGGAAAAAGCAAGUAACUGAGCUGGUUAUAUCAUCAUACUUAUGAUUUUAGAGUUUUUCCCCCCUCCAUACUGUAGUUGCUGCAAUGCACAAAUAGUGAGUAUAUGAUUGAUUUGUUCAUUCCAAAGAAUAAGUGGUAAAAACAUUAUGUUUGUUACUCAUGCAGGCUAGGUGCCUGUUAUAGAUUGUUAGCUUAUUUUUUUUUUUAACAAUUUGUUGGUUUUGUAAAGAAUAAAGCAGUGUUCUUCUGUAUUGCCAUGAUUUUGAAUUUUGUGGUGCCAAUUCUGAUAGUAGUGACAUUUACUUUGAUUUUUUUA